This is a messenger RNA of Nicotiana attenuata, 1576 nucleotides long. RefSeq names its product ADP,ATP carrier protein 1, mitochondrial-like. Gene Ontology annotation, molecular function: ATP:ADP antiporter activity. Gene Ontology annotation, biological process: mitochondrial ATP transmembrane transport; mitochondrial ADP transmembrane transport. The transcript has 4 exons. Gene Ontology annotation, cellular component: mitochondrial inner membrane. The coding region runs from base 139 to 1275 and encodes 378 amino acids. Lineage: Eukaryota; Viridiplantae; Streptophyta; Magnoliopsida; Solanales; Solanaceae. The record is from RefSeq and is a predicted model, not a curated record.
AAUCUCUUCUCCUUCUCACUUAAAAGCAACCCAAUUGCCAAAAACUUUUGAUCAUUUUUCAGGUACAAAACUUUAUUGAUUUUCUCUUGGAAAAAGAAAAAAAAACUCAUACAUUCUUCAAAGAGUGAAGAGACAGCUAUGACGAUUGAUCAGCCACAAUACCCCUCUGUUGCUCAUAAGGUAUCUGGCAACUUCCUGGUUAUAUCUACCCAAAAUCGAGAUCUUCUGGCAUAUCAAAGGCAAUAUAAAUAUGGAAAUCAGACGAAACCUUUGUUGCAUCAAUGUGAAGGAAAAUAUGACAUGUCCAUGGUUUCGUCCUACUCAUCGCCAGUUUUUGUUCAAGCUCCUUCAGAGAAAGGUUUUUCCAGCUUUGCAAUUGAUUUUCUUAUGGGUGGUGUCUCAGCAGCAGUGUCAAAGACAGCAGCUGCUCCAAUUGAGCGCGUCAAACUCCUGAUCCAAAACCAGGACGAAAUGAUCAAGGCUGGUCGGUUAUCAAAACCAUACAGUGGCAUAACUGAAUGUUUUAGCCGAACAAUGAAAGAAGAAGGGAUUAUGUCAUUGUGGAGAGGCAAUACAGCCAACGUUAUUCGUUAUUUCCCAACUCAGGCCUUGAAUUUUGCAUUUAAAGAUUACUUCAAGAGGCUUUUUAACUUCAAAAAGGAAAGAGACGGUUACUGGAAAUGGUUCGCUGGCAACCUUGCAUCAGGAGGCGCAGCUGGUGCAUCUUCCCUUUUCUUUGUGUAUUCACUUGACUAUGCCCGAACAAGGCUAGCAAAUGAUGCUAAGGCUGCAAAAGGUGGAGGGGAGCGACAGUUCAAUGGUCUUGUUGAUGUCUACAAGAAGACAUUAGCAUCUGAUGGAGUUGCUGGACUUUACCGUGGAUUCAAUAUUUCAUGUGUUGGGAUCAUUGUGUACCGUGGUCUCUACUUUGGUUUGUAUGAUUCUUUGAAACCAGUUGUCCUCACUGGAGGGCUACAGGAUAGCUUCUUUGCUAGCUUUGCACUAGGGUGGUUAAUUACAAAUGGUGCUGGACUUGCAUCCUAUCCAAUUGACACUGUUCGUCGGAGAAUGAUGAUGACAUCUGGUGAAGCAGUGAAAUACAAAAGCUCAAUGGAUGCUUUUACUCAAAUAUUGAAGAAUGAGGGUGCAAAGUCUCUCUUCAAGGGUGCUGGUGCAAACAUUCUUCGUGCCAUUGCUGGCGCUGGUGUCCUUUCUGGCUACGACAAACUUCAAAUGCUUGUACUCGGAAAGAAGUAUGGAUCCGGUGGUGCUUAAGAUUGAUCAUUUUUUCCAUCCCUACUAUGAUUCUUAAUUUGGAUUUUGAAUAAUUAGCUACCAAACAGAAGUAUCUUUUUUACUUCAGUAGGAGAAGUGAUACAUUCUGUGGCAACUGUUGGUGCAGUUGCUAGUUUAGUUUCUAGGAGAGUAUAGUGCCCAAUUUUGAUAGACAUGGCAAGGCACGCUAUGCAUAAAUGUUUUAUUUCACUUUUAUGAGGUAAUCUCUUUGAUAGAUUAUCCAACAACUCAAUAAUGUAGUUGAAUCUUCUCUAUAUUAUCAUGAAUUCUUUGCUUUUCC